Dinoponera quadriceps is the source of this 7592-nucleotide messenger RNA. RefSeq lists its product as uncharacterized. The coding region runs from base 212 to 3997 and encodes 1261 amino acids. The record is from RefSeq and is a predicted model, not a curated record. NCBI's taxonomy places the organism in Eukaryota, Metazoa, Arthropoda, Insecta, Hymenoptera, Formicidae. The transcript is spliced from 10 exons.
UGUAGGGUCGAGGUUUCGAUCCGUGCAAAAAUUCACCCGCGUCACGUCGGUCGGUCGGUCGGUCCUGCGUAUUAUCGACGGUAUCACAACACUGGUGCGUCGUGCGUUGCUCGUGAAUAGACGUGUUGUUGUUAGCCCCGAUCAAUCGGUGUGCGCGGUGUGCCUGAGAUGAGGUGAACGGUUUUUCCGGAAGGAACGUCGGAACAAAGUAAUGACAAGCAUGCCUUCACCGUGUAUCACAUCCUGUUUGCUGUUGUUGCUGCUGGCCGUCGUUCACUCCGCCUCAGAAGUGGAGCGCCCGAGGCAGGGUCGAGUUGGCGGCCACAGCGGCCGGGAAGGGAUAUUACCAGCAGCGGCAGCCCCGGAUCUUACUACUUUAAGGACGACGGCAAACGCGACAAUGGAUAAUAGCGACGAUAUCGCGCGAAUAGGAAUACCUGAGUUAACUGAAAAAGAUGGAAAUGACAAAGUCGAUCCGAGCGAGGUAGAUGAGAGCGUAGAAAAAGAAGAAGCAGAGGGGAAAGAAAAUGAAAAAGAAGAGCAGGAAGUGAAUGAAAAGAAGAGAGAAGAAGAAGAAGGAGCAGAAGGGGAGGAAGAGGAAGAGGGAGAAUACGACGACGAGGACGAAUAUGAGGACGAGCUGAAAGCGAUCGCGGAGUCUCACGAAGCGAUGUCGAAGGACGAGGCGAAGAACUCGAACGCGUCCUCCGCUGGCAGUGAACGUGCGGAAGGAAAAUUAUCGAGUGUGAAGAACUUCGAUUCCCACGAGAAGAGCAACGAGGACAUGUCCGACGAAGAUAUAGCGUCGAACGAAGCAAUCGGUGGUGACGUCAUCGAGGAGGAGGCCCAAGACGAAGAGGUGGCGGAAUUGCUGAAGUACAAGAUGGGGAAAGGCGCGAGGACGAAGGCGAAGCGCAUGCCGACGGUGAAGAAGGAGCUGAGCACCCAGCGGGAAAUAUUGCUGGCCAGCAACGAGACGCAAGUGCCGAAGAGCCUGCUGCCCUCGGAAGAUCCCUUCAAUCGUUUAAACGGCAAAACCGACUACGUGGAAAGGCGGUCUUUGGAGAGAAACGAGGUUCAAGAAGUCGCUUUGGCGGACAGUUUGCUGAAGUUUUUAGUGAAACUGGCGGAGGAUCCGAACAGAUGGCAACGUGUACAUAAAUUUCUCACUAACAUGGAGAACGACCUGCAAGCGUCCGAGAACAUCCAAGACCCGGUGAAGCGCGGCUACGACACUACGUCGUCGCUGUUCUCCACGACGCCGGCCUCGACGAAUGCGCCCAAGAAGAGCCGCAAGAAGCCGAAGAAGAAGAAGAAACGGCCGAGGCAUCGGCAAGUAUCAACGACUGUUCCUGCGAAGACCACGACGAGCCCGGAGACGUCGACGCCGAUCACAACGACGGAGGCAUGGUCGACGACGACGACGCCGCAAUGGAGGAGACUCGUAGCCGAGAGGCUAUUCGGGCCGCCUUGGCAGCAAGAGGAAGCGAAAAAUCUGCCGAAGGUCCAUUACGGGCUCGCCUCGAAGCCACGCACGUCAGUUCUGGAACUCGUAAACCUGGAUAAGCCGAGGAAUAUCCUGAGGACUAUGAACACUGAGCGAAUACCUCUGUUAGACUUUCCCCGGGAAUCCAAUACCCAAUCGCAAUCGCUGAGGUUCGGCAAGAUCAACACUUAUCAGCCCUUACGCCUUCAAGAUUCUCGAGAAUUCGCACCCCUGUACGAUCGACCGGCAGAUUCAGAUCGCCCGGCCGAUUACUACUUAUCUGAAGCGGUUUACCCGCCGGUGCGUUAUACGCCCACCCGCGAAUUCCUGCGGCGCAGGAACGAGAACGAUUAUCAGGACGACCUGACUCUACAGACGGACAAUUUCGCGUACAACCAGGAAUACAGGCCGUCGAGCAGAGAAUUCGCCAGCAGCAAAGGCUGGCCGGAGCUCGCUUACAAGCCCGGUCGGGCAUGGAACUCGGACGAGCGUCCCCUGUUCACGAUGUCGUCCGGCAAGUGGCCUUGGGGACAGCAAAGCGAUUUUAAGUAUUGGCCGGAGCGCGGAAAAUACUCGGAGCGGAAUUACUGGGGCGCCUUGGGGAGCGAGGAGGACGGCGAUCGAAUGAACCAAGCGGAGCUUGAAGAGUGGCAGCAACAACGACUGCCGCUCUGGGAGGCUGGCAAAUCGAACGUUUGGCCGGUGGGGGAGACUCUGAAGGCACCAUUGUGGCCUCAGACGGAUAGACCGAUAAAACCGUACGAUCAAUCGACUACGUGGGAGAGGAGCAAGAAUCAUUCCGAGCUGAACAAGAAGGAGGACGCGGCCGACAAGGUGGUGCUGCCGAAGAUUACCAUGAAGACAUGGAACAGCCUGACAUCCGACCCCGCCACUUGGCCUUACAAGCUGCCGAGCGCAAAACCCUGGCCGAAGGACGAGAACGGCAAGUCGUACAAUCCGAACGCCGACCUCGUUAGGAAGCUCGGCCUCGACAAGGAGAACAACGCGGACUGGCCGAAGGACAAGGACGACAGGACGGGGAGGUUAGUGUUCGAGAAGCAGAUAGACCCGGUCUCCAGCAAGGACAUGUUGAAGAAGAAGGAAUUCGCGCGGCUGAACGACUCCAAAUACAAGCCGAUCAGCAACAGGAGCAAUUACAGCGAUUACAAGAGACCGUCGCAGAACUCCGUGAAGGAGACGCCUAAUUGGAUGUAUCGGGACGUGAAGCAGCCGGCCAAGGAGUGGAUCAAGCCGCAGAUCGCGGCGAAUUCGCCGAAGAACGGCGACGUUUGGGAGCGAAAGUUCGACGUGUCCGCCGGAAGUCAAGUCAAGAGCGACGGGAGCUCCUUCUCGCGCUUCUGGCCGCUCAACACGGUCGCCGAGCAAAAGUGGUCGGAUAAGGAGAGAGACGAUCUGACGGGAGCCUGGAAAGACAAUGCGAAGGAUAACAGUCCGCUGAGCACGAAGGUGAACAAUGGGAACUUCUGGAAGGAAAAAUCCAAUGAUUUCUGGCUGCCGAAGACAAAGGCUGACUUCUGGGCGACGAGAAUGAAGUCCGGACCGGCCUCGAGAAUGGGCGACAACAAUUCGUGGACGUCAAAAGCGGAGCACAGCGCCUCGUGGAUGCUGAAGCCGCACGACGCGACCUCGUGGACGACGAACGGCGAUAUUUGGGGGAAGUCCGGCAGCUCCGAUCCCUCGUCGGCCGGUUCCAGCGAGCUGCCUGCGUGGAGCGCGAAGGAGAAGAACCUCGUGGCUGAGAACACGUGGGUCCCCAAGUCCAACAACGUCGAGGACUGGCCGCAGAAGGCCAAGGACAAUAAUUCGUGGGCGAGCAAGUUCGGCGGUAUGGCCUCCUGGAAGAGCAACGAGGACAACUGGCCUCGGAAGAGCGAGCCAGCCUCGUGGCAGCAGAAGAUCAAUGACGACUGGAACAUCGGUUACGGCAAGAACUCGCCGAGCACGUGGCCCUCCAAGUGGAAGCAGUUCGUCUACCACAAGGUGACGGCGGUGCCGAUCUCGAAGCCGGGCACGACGGCUGACGUCUCGUCGCCGAAGUCGAAGAACGCGUUCGUCGCGGUCUCCGCGGUCUCCUCGGCGAACUACGGCAACGAGUGGAGGAAGAAUGAUGCGGAGGAGGCGAUGCGGGACGACAACUUCAGGCUGGAGGAGGCGGACCGACCGGGCGGACAGAUCCGGCCGGAGGCCGACCGGCCGAUUUACGCGUGGAAGAAGGAUGGCUCGGAGCUGAAUAAUGCCGGCCGUGGAAAGAGUAAUGGUACCGAACCGUUGGAAAACCAAUUGGAGGCCCUGAGGCAGGACGACUUCUGGCCGUGCAAGCCCAACAAAGCCGAGACGAGCGAGGAAUCGACGUACAGCACGACAUCAACGACUCAGCCAGCAAUAGUAACGAACUUCACGACGAUGUCCCAACCUCCGCAGCAGCAGAUCACGUCCAAGGCCGUCGAGAAGCGAGCCCAGACCUAUCGGCGGGAGAGCCUAAUGAAAUAGGAUUCACAGUUGACCUAACCCUAACCCUGUCUGAUAAAUACCGAGAUAUUGUUUGCUUCGGUCGAGAAACGACGCGAGAGUCGCGCAGGCGGAGGAAGAUAGCGACGAGAAAGAGAGAGAGAGAGAGAGCGCGCGCGCUUUACAACGUUAUUCCGUGUGAAGAUGAUCGCUUCUUUCUUCUUCUAAUAUGGGGUUACUCGAUAUCUUCUUCUUAUACCGUCUGAUCGAGCUAUCUCGAGGAAUAUACGCGGGACGCACAUCGAGUCGGUGGGAAAAUUCGCGUAGCGACUUGAGGCAAAAUUCGCCUCUUACUUGGGAGGAGAUUGAAGAGAUACAAAUUUAACCGUCGCCCGCCAUAUUUCAGGCAACUCACGCGGAUUUUAUCGCGAGGUACAAAUUCCCUCGUGAGCUCUUCUCUGUGUAUGUGCAAACGCCCAGAGAUAUCAAUACAAGUGAAAUUAAAAGGAGAUCGAAGAGCAGCAGAGCCCGACGUUUCGCUUCACUUGCGCGCCACGCGUUAAAAUCUUUUCCACCGAUCUCUAAUGGACUAAGGAAUGUUUUAUUUGUGUCUUAGCUUUUUAAGCGCCCCGAGCUCUAUCUUUCUCUCUCUCUCUCUCUCUCUCUCUAUCUCACUUAAUCUCUCUAUCUCGAUUUCUCUCUCAAACGAUGCGCGAUGCUGAUGCGUAUGCGAAUGAUUUAUCGUGACCUCCUCGGUGCACACGCACAGAAGAAUUUUACUUUAAAUAGUUUAAUAGGAAUUAAGUGUGCGUGUACGUUGCGCACGUACACCAAAGCUCACGUCACGUCGCAUAAUCGCGUAAUGCGAAAGAUUCUUUUGUCCCGUUGUCCGCAACAACGUACGCGCAGUCGGUGAAUUCUGUGCUAUUUGAAAUGCGCAUAGCUAUUGUUCUCGGUCGUGUGGCCUGAUCCUAGGACACAAUAGGAGGGUUAAGGGAAUUUACUUAGCAAAUUCGAUUGCACACACGCUCCAUUAUCCCCGCGCGACCCGACGUCGGAUGAAUUGGUUUUCCCUUCCGCCGGGAGUAUCAUAAGUUUUGUUUCUUCUAGCUGCAUUUAUUUAUACUUUUUGCGCGUGAAAUAAAACGAGCGCAACGUACCGCCUCGAGAGGGAGGACGGGGAAGAGAAGAGAAUAGAAGAGGGGAGAAGAGAGAGCGUGUGUGUGUGUGUGUGUGUAGUUAAAAGGAACAGACCUAUGGUAACAUCGCCGCAUCUUUCGACGAUAGAAAUAAUAGCGAUUAUCGAAUAUCAUUGAUAGAUAAUGAUUAUUCGUUCAAUGGUUCUUUCGUUUAAUAAUAAUUGCUAGAUAAUUAUGAGAUUGGUUCUCUCGUGAAAAGCAACAGAUGUGAUGUCACAGUAUAAUCACCGAUCGAUUGACUUAAUAGAUAAGUUGGUGUGUUACUACGUAUGUUAUUCAAUUGCACAAUAAUUAAGAUUAUUAUAAUUAACUGUUCUAGUCCUGUCAAAACUAGUCAUCAUAAUCUUUAGUCAGACCAAACUCUGAAACACAAAGAGCUAUAUAGGGGAGGAACAGAGCGGAAAAAAUACGUUUAAUGCAUUCUUUAAUAAAUGUUUGGGAUAUGAAGAACCUUUACGUACCAGGAUGCGUAAAAAUAUCGCGAAGGCAAAAUGGAUAAAUGUGUCUAACGAAUUGCUUAAUAAACGUAACAUCGUGCGACCAUUAUGAUAUAAAUACGGCAUUAUUGUGUUAAAUGACGGGAACUAUAAACAAUUUUUGUAACCUGGAAAUAGUUCACAAAGAAGGGCAAUUUUGGAUUUCGGAAACUGGUGCAGAGAACACGAAGACAUUGCAUAAUCGAAAUCGAUAAGUGUCCAAUUGGCCGUCUACACGCGCGCGUAACAUUACACGAUAAUUAUUACGUAGAUUGUGUAAUCACUACCACACACGUUCACCACGUCCAAGAGCAAUAGUGGCUAGGGCCUACGAAGGUUCCGAAACGGCCUUGAAGGUUAACCCUCGUCUUUUCAAGCCUCCAUUCCGAUAAUCCGAGUUCCCCACAGUUCACUGUGUAUAUCCGUGCAACUGCAGACGUGCAAAACUCGAUGAAUUACGACCUCACUUAUUAUUUAAUGUGCAGCACACCGUUGUCGUAUAAAGGUCUGUGAAAUAUAGCCACUAGAGAAAAUGGUUCUGUUGUAAAUUAAUGUCAUCCUUGUAUAUAUAUAACGUGUUCGUGAAAUAGGAUUUAAACAGUGUUAGAGUUUAUUGUUUUACGAACGGAUUACGGCUUUUUCGUAGCAUCCAUUUGAGUUAGUCGGGAAAUAUUUACCGCGAUACCUCCUUCAGGGAACAAUAUUUACAAUGAUUACAGAAAACAAACUUUCCUCUUCACUUUAUGUCAGACUAAGCUAUAAAUAUCUAUAAACGAUAAGUCCGAUUACUUUUCUCAUUGAAGUCGCUUCAAUAAAAAUUCAGUAUACCGAUAAAAUGUAUUUAAACUUUCCAAUUACUGUGUAGAAAAUUGAUGAUUAUUUAAAGUGUCCGAUUAUUGAUGUCGAUAAAUGAAAAUAAUCGAAGUCUUAAAUGUACAUUUUAAGGACGUAUUUUUCUCUUAACUUACUUGAAAAGUUUCGCUAAGGAAAGAUCGGAUUGCAACUUUGUUGGAGAAGAAGAAGUUUGGUCCACGAUACUUAUUUGUCGGAAGAAAUAUGUGUAGAGUCAUUCACAAAGUAGAGAUACCAUCUAAAAAUGUAAUAACGAUAAGUGAUUCUAGUAUUUAUUCGGAUACUUGUACCUUCAUAAUAAUUAUUCAUAAAUUGACAAAAAGGAUGUAAAAUUCAGUACAAGGUGUCCCCCUCCCAGGCUAAAUUUUAUAUAAUGGCAAUUUCGCAACUAUGUUAUUUUUAGGCGAGUUUAGUUAAACGCUAUCUCCCUUCACGACUGUCCAUUUUUAAACACAACCGCGUCUCAGAAUGAAAUUUUCUAAAAAUAAAGUCUACCUUUACCUGACGUCUGACGUAAUUUUAAAACGAGCUCGUAUAUUCAUGUACUCUGCCAUAAAAUAUGAACACGAAGGUAUAUUUUAAAGACUAGCGCUCGCGGGGUGAUCGGCCUAGUACAGGGAUUCCCAAAGUGUGGGGUCGCGAAACAUUUUAGAAUAUUAAAUUACACUUUAUCACUUUGCGUAGUUUUACAAAUUAAAACCGGGUAUAGACUUGUUGCAUAUCCCUGAUGUAACGUAUCGACGUACAUUACGUACAUUACGUACGUAACAAUAAGGUGGGGGUGCGCGUUGCAAGGUCGCGUAUCAAAAAUUAAUUACAUGGAUAUGCAACGGGCCUGUUCGAUAUGAUAAAUAAUCAAUUUACUUCCUUCCUUCUCGCGCCCCGCUUUUUUCCAUCCGCUAAAGAUAAGUGGAUCGUUGAAGUUUGCUAUUCUAAAAAACGGGUCGCGGUUUACACAGGUUUGGGCAGCCCUGGACUAGGACGUAUCUAUUAUCCAGGGGACUACAAUAUUCGGCGCUGGGGGUAAACGAGCAUGAGUCGUUAUUUAUCCAAUAUGAAAUUCCUCGUGAAGUAUUCGCAUUCAUGACUUCGUGUUGAUACUUUUAUAUA